Parastagonospora nodorum SN15 is the source of this 1440-nucleotide messenger RNA. RefSeq lists its product as hypothetical. The coding region runs from base 1 to 1440 and encodes 479 amino acids. The record is from RefSeq and is a predicted model, not a curated record. Gene Ontology annotation, molecular function: oxidoreductase activity. The transcript has 4 exons. NCBI's taxonomy places the organism in Eukaryota, Fungi, Ascomycota, Dothideomycetes, Pleosporales, Phaeosphaeriaceae.
AUGUUUGUGCAGUGUGACGUCAAAUCAUAUGCCUCGCAAGCCAAUCUCUUCCAGACCGUAUGGACAAAGUGGGCUCGUCUCGAUGUUCUCAUCGCAAAUGCCGGCUGUGUGGAUCGCGACUCAAAAUACAAUUUCCAUCGCCGCAAUACUUCCGUCGAGGACUUACCUGCAGAACCCAAUACUGAAUGCACAGACAUCGACCUGAAGGGCACCAUUUACGGCACUACGUUAGCAACACACUUUGUGCGACAUAAUCCACGCGGCAAGGGGGGAAAGAUUCUCGUUACCGGAAGCAUGGUUGGCAUAUAUCCCUGCCAGACCUUCCCUGAGUAUUGUGCGGCAAAAGCAGCCGUACACCAAUGGGUAAAGACAAUGGGUCCCAUUACCAAACUGAAAGAGAACAUCACGAUCAAUUGCAUAAUGCCUGGUGGUAUGGAUACACCUGCUAUGCCCGAUUUCAACGAUGCUUUCUUGCCGGAUCAAAUGACCACAUGGGAGACUCUCUUCACCGGUUUUGACUUAUUCCUCGAUGACCACGCGAAUGUCAAGACCGGACAGACCGCAGAAGCCGCGCAUGAUACAAUCAUCGAAUGGGGACAUCCACCUUACAAAAGUGGCGCUUUUGCGAAGCGUACUGAGGCAGUUUUUGAGCCCUGGUUCAAGGCUAUGCAUAGCGAGAAGAGUGAUCUGCCUGGAGCUAUCACUGAUUACCCAAACCAUGGCGACAAGAUCAUUGCCGUAACCGGAGCAACAGGCAGUCAAGGUGGCGGCGUGGUCAAUGUGAUGAAGAAGACACCAGGUUGGAAGGUCAGAGCUAUCACAAGAAACCCCGGAAGUGAUGCCGCAAAGAAGCUUGCCGCUGAAGGCAUCGAGGUAGUCCAAGCUGACUUUGAUGAUGAAGCGUCGCUAGCGAAAGCCUUUAAGGGCGUGCACGCCAUAUUCGCCGUCACCAACUGGUGGGAGCACCUCUUCCGCGGUAAGACUCAAGACGAAGCUGGCGUCGUCGAAGAAGAGCAAGGGAUGAAGCUAGCUCGAGCAGCCUCGCUCAUACCAACUUUGACUCACUACAUCUUCUCGACAACACCCAGUCCCAAGCGGAUGUUCAAAGGCAAGAUGCGCGCACCACACAUGGACUGCAAAGCGAACAUCGACAACAUGGCUUUCUUCCCGCUGUGCAAGCCGUUCGAGAUCCCUGGUACUGGUCAGUACAUCCAAACGAUGCCUACGAAUCCUCACGCGAAGGUGCUUCUUUCUGGCGAUAUGACCGUAAACCCUGGUAUUUGGGUACGUCAGUCCAUCCUCAGUGGAUCUAAAGCGCACGGAAAGUAUGCGAACGUUGCGCUCGAGAAAUGGUCGUUCCAGGAGAUGGUCGAUGUGUGGUCCGAGGUCACCGGUAAGAGGUGCGUCUUCACCGAGAUCUCCACAAUGCGACAAAGCUAG